CCAUCAGCGCUGCGUCAGAAGCGCGUUCACUGCAGCAGGAGAGAGAGGAACGCGCUGCUGCGGCUCUGAACAUCUUCACCCGGCGAGAUUCAUGAUCAAGUGUUCAGGAGGAAAGGUGUUCAUCCGUCAUCUUUCGUCAUGGUGUCGAUCUCGGAGUGGUACGCGGGGAAGAACGUGCUGAUCACGGGUGCCACGGGCUUCAUGGGGAAGGUGCUGGUGGAGAAACUGCUGCGCUCCUGUCCUGACGUCAACGCUCUCUACAUCCUGGUUAGACCGAAGGCGGGUCAGUCCAUGUCUGAGCGCGUGCAGGACAUGAUGAAGUGCAAGCUGUUUGACCGCGUGCGUGAAGAUAAUCCAGAGUUUCAUCAGAAGAUCAUCGCCAUCAGCAGUGAAUUAAUGCAGCCUGGUCUGGCCAUCAGUGCACAUGAUGUACAAACACUCACUUCCCGUGUGCACAUCGUCUUCCACUGCGCCGCCACCAUACGCUUCGACGAGCCACUCAAGCAUGCUCUUCAGCUGAAUGUGAUGGCGACGCAGCAGCUCCUCUCUCUGGCGCAGCAGAUGCAGCAGCUUCAGGCCUUCAUCCACAUCUCCACCGCAUACGCAAACUGCAACCGCAGACACAUCGACGAGCUCAUCUACCCGCCGCCUGUCGAGCCCAGAAAACUCAUCGACUCGCUUGAGUGGAUGGAUGAGAGUAUCAUCCGUGACAUCACGCCGCGUCUGAUCGGUGAUUGGCCGAACACCUACACCUACACUAAAGCUCUGGCUGAGUGUGUGGUGCAGCAGGAAAGCGCAAAACUCAACGUGGGCAUCAUCCGACCCUCCAUAGUGGGAGCCAGCUGGCAGGAGCCCUUCCCUGGUUGGAUAGAUAACUUCAAUGGCCCGAGUGGUGUUUUCAUUGCUGCUGGGAAGGGUAUCCUGCGCACCAUGCGGGCCAGUAAUGACGCAGUGGCAGAUCUGAUUCCUGUAGAUGUGGUGAUCAACCUGACGCUGGCAGCCGGCUGGUACACCGCUGUUAACAAACCUAAAACUGCCCUGGUGUACAACUGCACAACUGGAGGAAUAAACCCCUUCCACUGGGGGGAGAUCGAGCAUCACGUGAUGUCCACAUUUAAGAGGAAUCCUCUAGAACAGGCCUUCCGUCGGCCAAACGCAAACAUCACCUCAAACUACCUGAUCAACCAGUACUGGAUCCUCGUCAGUCACAAAGUCCCAGCGCUGCUGUAUGACCUGCUGCUGCGGCUCUCCGGACACAAACCACAGAUGAUGCGUAUUUUCAACCGUCUGCAUAAAGCCAUUGGUCUGCUGGAGUAUUUCAGCAGUCAGGACUGGGAGUGGAACUCUGAUAACAUGAACAUGCUGAUGGCUCAGCUGAGCACCGACGACAGGAAGAUCUUCAACUUUGACGUGCGUCAGCUGAACUGGCCUGAGUACAUCGAGAAUUACUGUAUCGGCACCAAGAAAUACGUUCUGAAUGAAGACAUGUCAGACAUUCCUGCCGCCAGACAACACUUGAGGAAACUGAGGAACAUCCGCUACACCUUCAACACAGUGCUGCUGGUCUUCAUCUGGCGUGUGUUCAUCGCCCGCUCUCAGAUGGCCCGUAACAUCUGGUAUUUCGUGGUGAGCCUCUGCUUCAAGUUCCUGUCCUACUUCAGAGCGUCCAGCACACUGACGCAAUGACCACAGCGCACAGGAAGUGUGUGUGUGUCCUCCUCCGCCCAGCACUUCCUAUUCCAGAGAGGUGUCUUCAGCCAUACAUAUACAGACACACACAUAUACACACACAAGCAUACAGUUGAAGUCUGAAUUAUUAGGCCUCCUAUAUGUUUAUUUCCCCAAUUUCUGUUUAACAGAGAGAUUUCUUCAACACUUAUUUAAACAUAUUAAUUUUAAUAUCUCAUUUCUAAUCUGAUUUCUCUUAUCCUUGUCGUGUUGACAGCACAUAAUAUUAGACUAGAUAUUCUUCAAGAUACUAGUAUUCAGCUUAAAGUGGCCUUUAAAGGCUUAACUAGGUUAAUUAGGGUAAUUAGGCAAGUCAUUGACUACGUUUACAUGGACAUCAGUAAUCUAAUUAUUUGCCUUAAUCUGUAUGUGCGCUAUUACAAAAAAAUGAUCAUGGUAUCAUGUUUCAUAUCAUUCAGUAUUGUUAAUUAUUGAAUAUUUUUAAUAAUACAUUUAGAAAUAUUAGGAUUUUUGUUAUUUAACCAAUUUAUUUUAUACAACAUUACUAUAGCAAAUAGUCAAAAACUAAAAUAUUUAUAUAAAAUAUCUGAUCUCUUUAUAAUAAAAUAAGUGUUAAUAAUAAUAAUAAUAAUAAUAAUAAUUCCUUACAUUUAUAUAGUGUUUAUAUUUAUAUUUAUAUUUAUUUAUUUAUAUUUUGGGGUAAUCUCCUCAACCACCCCCAGUUAAAGAGACUCUUAAACUUUCUAAAUAUCUCUCAUAUAAUAAAUAUAAUAUAAUCUCUUAAAUAUUCUAAGUAUUUGCUAAUAUUGCAGUGUGAUAACAGAUGUUAGCAUACUAACAAUGCGAUAAUCAUGCUAGUAAACAGUUAAUAUGUAAGAGACAUACUAGUAACAUGACAAAAUAUGCUAAACCACUGUAAAACAUGUUUGCAGUGCAUUUGAUUAUUAAAACAUGAUGCUAAUGCAAUUAAAUAUUUUAAUCAUUAAUACUUAAUAUUUUAAUCAUGUUUCAUUUUUAAUUUGUCCACUUUAACUGCAGUUUGGCACUUUCACUUUCAUUCAGGAACAUUUCAUGCAUGCCCCCCGUCACGAACGAGAUAUUGGAUGCGAGUUUGGACUGCUGGAAGAGUGUAGUUUUAAUGGAGUUUGAUACCGCACACCAUAUGGGGGAAAAAAAAAUCGACAUUUCUUGAUGCAGGUGUCUGUGAUCCUUCACUGACUCGGUAGGGGCAGAGAACGUACUCACUGACUACGUUUACUUGGAUAUCAGUAACCGAAUGAUUUGCCUUAAUCUGAAUAAGACAAUAAUAUGAUUAAGGUGUUUACAUGAGUGGCUUUUUGAAUGCUCCUUUCAUGAUCCGGUUUUACAUGUUAUAGCACAAAAUUUCAUUAAUAUCAUUGCGUCUGCACGCUAUCCACCUUUUCCCCUGGAGUUUCAUGUAAUUUCUGGCAUUUCAGUUAUUAUUUGUUGACUUAAACUGCAGUUUAGCACUUUCACUUUCAUUCAGGAACAUUUCAUGCAUGCCCCCCUGUGACAAACGCGAUAUUGGAUGCGAGUAUGAACUGCUGAGAGUGCUGUUUUAAUGGAGUUUGAUACCGAAAAACUGUAUCUGUGGUCUAUCACUGACUCGGUAGGUGCAGGGAGUAGUGUCAAACAGUCGUGUGUAUACUAUCCUGUCACAAAAUGCAUGUAAAAUCCUUCCCAACUUGUUUAUAUGUCUGUUCUACACUUAAAUAAUGCCACUAAAAUCAGCAUACUCCACAUGUCCUUAUCUGAUUUCUAUUUAGUUUAUGAUUAUGACUACGAUUAAGUGCAUCAAAAAUCGCUGUUUACAUGUCAGACUCUUAAUCAGAAUAUUGGAUUAAAAUCGGAUUAUUGGUGUCCAUGUUAAGUCAAGUCAUGCUGUUUGUCAUUCCACUACAUGUGUGGACAUACAGAGGAAUGAAAUAUCGUGUUUGCAGGACAACGGUGCUACUGUAUAUAAAUUAAUCAUAAAUACAAACACAACACUAUACAUAAGAGCUAUUUUAAAACAUGACAUAUACUAUAAGAUACUUAACUAUACACAAGACAGGCUCUACAAGUACUUUUACAUGAGAUUGAACAAUGUUGUGGAGGAUAUUGUGCAAAAGAGGUAUUUAGGGUUUAAUAUUGUGCAAGAGUUAUUUAAGGUUGAAGCAAGCAGUGCAACAUGAUUGUGGUACAUUUAUAGUAAACAUCUGGGUUUGUUCUGCAGACAGUCGAUAAAAUUAAUGCUUAAGGAGGCUAUUAAUAUUGGGAUUAAAAUGGGAUUAAAAAAUUAAGAACUGCUUUUAUUCUAGCCGAAAUAAAACAAAACUUUCUCCAGAAGAAAAAAUAUUAUAGGAAAUACUGUGAAAAAAUCCUGAAUCUGUUCAACAUCAUUUGGGAAAUAUUUGAAAGAAAUCACAGGAGGAGCUAAUAAUUUUGACUUCAACUGUGUAUACACACACACCCACACACACUUUAGCUUUCCUCACCGUCUGAGCGGCUGUUUUUAAACCUGUCCCCUUUUCUAACGACUCUCCUUAAUACCGAUUAUAUAUGCAACCGCAUUUUACAGUGUUUCUCCUUCACAUUCACCAUGCAGAGUCUGGAGACGUUGCCUUUGUGUCUUCUGAUGAUUUUUAGCCUUCUUGACUACAGACUACAGUGUUUUCCGCAAAAGACUUUAAUCAUACCUGGAUCUUCGUCUUGAAGCUUCGCUGUUUGUCUUCUGACGGUUCGUUUGUCUAUGUAUCGUCUGUUUUAACACAUCGUAAUCACGUCAGAGACUCUCAAGCCUAAAGCAACAUUUAUAGUUCGUCUUCUGUCUUUUUGUCUCGUUUUGUUUGCUGUGUCCAGAGGGAAAAGCCAGUGAAGUGUGAUAGAUCAGAUGCGGAUAUAUUUGUAAUUUAAUAAAUCAUCACUUUUAUUAGUUUUAUAAUGAACUGAACACAAUAUAUUUACAGGAACAUGCAUCUGUUCAUGAUGAGAACUAAAAUUGUUGCUCCUUGCGACAUAAUUUUCAUACGUAAUUAAGAGAUUUUGAUUACUGUAAUAUUUAAUUUGAAAUCAAUGUUGUUGUUUAUUAUUAUUAUUAUAAAAUUGACUUGAUU
This is a messenger RNA of Danio aesculapii, 4805 nucleotides long. Its product is annotated as fatty acyl-CoA reductase 1. The coding region runs from base 139 to 1686 and encodes 515 amino acids. Gene Ontology annotation, cellular component: peroxisome. Gene Ontology annotation, molecular function: alcohol-forming very long-chain fatty acyl-CoA reductase (NADP+) activity. The transcript is spliced from 12 exons. Lineage: Eukaryota; Metazoa; Chordata; Actinopteri; Cypriniformes; Danionidae. The record is from RefSeq and is a predicted model, not a curated record. Gene Ontology annotation, biological process: long-chain fatty-acyl-CoA metabolic process.